AUGGACUGGACCACCCUGGAGCCCGAGCUCGCACAUCCAGACAACGACAAGCGCAUCCACGCACUGCACGCCCUCCAACACCUCCUCCAACAGUCGCACCAGGCGCGCCCCUUUUCGCGACUCGCACCUCCCCCCUCGGCUCACCCUCUCGUUCCCGCCUCGCAGGUCACCGACGUCGACCACCUCGCCACCGUCUUGCGCCCUUCGGUCAAGCACACCAACGCCCACGUCGCAGCCGCCGCCCUCGCGUGCCUCCCGCCCUUGUUCCCCCUCGUCGUCUCGACCGACCCCUCGUCGUCCACCUCCUCGACCGCCCACUCGCUCCGCCACGCCCUCGCCCUCCUCCUCCCGCUCGAUCGCCUCGGCGACUCGAAGCCCGCCACCCGCGACCUCGUGCGCGAGGCCCUCGUCAGCGCCGCCCGCGCCGCCCUCGUGCUCGGCGUCGACGCGGGCACCAAGACCAAGGACGGCGGGCCGUGGGCUUUCAUCGAGCGCGGCGUCCAGGAGCAUGGGUUCGCGAGCAAGAACGCAAAGGCGCGAGAGCAGGCCCUGCACUUCCUCGCCGCCGUCCGCUGCCCUCCCACCACCUCUCUCCCUUCCUCGGCGCUCCCACCCCUUCGCCCCUUCACGCCCCUCCUCCUCCCGCUCCUCGCCGACCCAGACCCGGCCGUGCGCGCCCUCGCCCUCUCGACCACGGUCGCCAUCUUCUCGCACCCGGCCGUCUCGCCCGCCGCAAAGGCCGACCUCAAGAAGGAGCUCGCCCGGCUCGACGUCGCCAAAAAGGUCCAGGAGCACGUGCUCGGCGCCGUCCUUGGCGGCGGCGGCGGCGCGGGCUCGGGUGCCGCAGCGGACGAGCGCAGCCCGAGUCGGGCGAGCGACGAGGCGGCGGCGCGCUCGGGCACAGGCGCAGCGGGCGCCCCUGCUCGGUCUGCCGCCUCGUCGACGCCGGACGCGGCGGCGGCUCCAGCACGGCGGCUCACGCGCUCGCAAGCGGCGUCGGCGUCGCAGGGCAGCAGCACCAGCAGCGCCGCGAGCACCUCGCUGCCGCCGCCCUCGACGCCGUCGCUCCUCGCGCCGCUCCCCGCCGCCGCCUUCCCCUCGGACCCGUCGGCCGUGCCCGCGCCCACCUCGUCGUCGUCGGCCGAGCCGCCGCCCGUCUACCUCGCGUCCGAGGCCGACCUGCGCGCCGAGUUUGCGGCCAUGCACGCUGCGUUUGCGGGCAAGGAGACGGAGCACAACUGGCUCGCGAGGGACGGACACGUCGCGAGGAUGAGGGGCAUGCUGAGGGGGGGUGUCGCGAGGGGGGAGCUGAGGGGCGCGUUCGCGCAGGGGGUCAGGGACAUGCAGGACGGCAUCAUCCGCACGUCGGCCUCGCUCCGCACGACCCUCGCCAUCUCGGCCCUCACCCUCAUCUCGGACCUCGCCACCUCGCUCGCGUCGCCCUUGCUCGACCCGCUCGUCGACCCGUUGCUCGCCCACGUCCUGUCGAUGGCGGGCAUGACCAAGAAGAUUGUCGCGACGGCGUCGCAAAACACGGCGACGGUCCUCUUGACCGAGGCGCCGUACCACGCGCGCUCGGUCCAGCUCGUCGCACACCUCGGGACCGAGAAGACGCCCCAGGCGCGCCUCUUUGGCGCGCAGCACGUCCUCACCGUCUUGCGCGUGCACGGCGCCAACCCGGCCCUCCUCGCCGCCGCCGCCGCCAACCCCUCGACCACCUCGACCACCCCGUCGGCCCCAGCAUCGUCGUCGUCGUCGUCGGCCACCUCCUCGGCCGCCGACGACCUCGAGCACGCCGUCUCGCGCGCACUCGCCGACCCCAACGCCCAGGUGCGUGAGCGCGCGCGCGACGCCUACUGGGAGCUCGUGCGCCUCGGUCCCGCGUGGGCCGAGCGUGCAGCGCGCGUCCGCGCUCAGCUCGACGUGACGGCAAAGAAGCUGCUCGACAAGGUCAGGCCGGCAGAGGUGGGCGCGCCGGCGACGGCGCCGGGUGCGGGUGCGGGCGCGAGCGCGGCGGCUGGCGGGAGCGCGAGGCGGGCGGGAGUGGGCGCGCGCAGGGAGGCUGCGGCGGGCCCCGGUGCGGGGGCGAGGCUGAGCCCGGGCGUCGCUGCGGCGGGAGCGGGCGCAGGAGCAGGGGCAGGAGCGGGAGCGGGUGCGGGAGGGCCCAAGAAGCUGAGCGUCAAGGACAUGCUCGCGGCCAAGCGGCGCGAGGCGCUCGCGGCCAAGGAGCGCGACGGUGCCGGCGCCGAGCAGCAGCAGGAGGGCCUGCUCGACGAGGGCGUCGUCCUGACGCCGAGGCGACGCCCGUCGGCGCCGAAUAGCUCUCUCGGGUCGUCGCCCGGCGGGAGCGCGACGCCGCAGGAGACGCCGACGCGCCCGCAGGCGGUGCAGCACUCGCCGCCGGCUUCGCCUUCGCCCGCAGCGGCACCACCUCGCCCUUCCUCCUCCUCCUCCUCCUCCCCUCCUCUUCCUCCACCUCUCACGCCCGCUCGCCACGCGCCCGCACCUGCGCCUCGCUCCCACGUCCCCGACCACGUCGUCGACGACGCGCUGCGCGAGCAGGCGCUGCAGGCCGAGCAGGCGGCCGAGCGGCUCCUCGAGCUCGCCGAGGACGAGGCCGACGCCGCGCCGCCACCUGCACCUUCCUCCGACUCCCCCUCCUCCGUCGCCCCGCCAGCUGCGUCGACCCCUGCACGUGUCCCUCCCUCCUCCACCGCCCACCCCGCCGCCGCGCUCCACACGCCCGCGCCCAACCCUGCCCUGCGUCGCCUCGGCGGCGGCGGCGGCGGUGGCGGGCCCGGCGCUGCGUCGUCGUCUUCGUCCAUCUUUGCCGACAGCCCCGACUCGCGCGACCCGCUCGGAGCGGCGACGCGCGGCUCGUGGUGGCUCAAGCGCGGCGAGGCGCUCGGCGCUGCACCUGCGUCUGCGUCGUCGGGCUCGGCGCCGGCGCCGGCGUCGGCGCGCGAGCCUGACUCGGCGGCGCGCAGGGAGGAGAUUGACGCGCUCGUUGAGCGCGUCGCGAGGUGUGGGAGCGCGAGGGACGGAGGCGAGGUGGACGCGGCCGGGUGGAGGGAAGUUGCGCGGCUCGCGAGGGAGCGGCCCGUGCGCGAUGACGGGACCGGCGGCGAGGGCCUCGGCGAGCGAGAAGAGGGCGAGGACGCGAGGUUCUGGAGGGACGAGGCGAGGUUCGAGCGCGUGUUCGAGGGGCUGAGGGCGUUCUUGCUCCAGACCCAAGGCGUCGCUCAGCCCGGCUCGACAACGCGCGACAUGGCGCUCCUCGCGCUCAAGGACCUCGUCGAGAACCAGCUGCCCUGCCUCGCCGGCGCUGAGUCGACCGUGUUUGACCUCCUCUUCCGCUUGCGGGAGGACCCCUCGCGCUCGUCCGUCGCCGCGACUGAGGCCAUCUCGACGUCGUUCACGGCGCGCCUCGAGCCGCUGUACGGCCUCGGGGCGCUCGUGCCCGCCCUCGAGGCGUACCUCGCCUCGUCCACGUCGUCCCCCUCCCCCUCCUCCUCAUCCGCCACCUCGCCGACGCCCGCCACGACGUGCCCGCCGUCGCACGCUCCCCCGUACGCCCUCGGCCUGCGCCAGAUGGGCACCCUGUUCGAGCGCCUGCCGCGCGAGGUCCUCGACGACGUGCUGCCGCGCUCGGCCGACCUUCUCAAGCGGGCCCUCAACGACCCCUCGUCGCCCGACCUGCGCCGCACGGCCCUCCUCGCCCUCGUGUCGGCGCACCACGCGCUCGGGCCCAACGCCGGCGCCGCCGCAGCGAGGCUCGAGCAGCUCGUCGGCGGGCUCGAGGACGACCAGAAGAGCUUGCUGGCGUACUAUGCGGCCAAGCGAGGGGCGUGAGGGCGGGCGAGGGGGGCGGGCGAGGGGGGCUGUCGAGGAGGAGGGGGAGGCGGCUCUCAGGGCGCGAGGAGAGGAGGUACGAGAGAGAGAGAGAUGCAAGUGCACGACGACUACGGAUGACACUA
This is a messenger RNA of Rhodotorula graminis WP1, 3977 nucleotides long. RefSeq lists its product as uncharacterized. The record is from RefSeq and is a predicted model, not a curated record. The transcript has 7 exons. The coding region runs from base 1 to 3852 and encodes 1283 amino acids. Lineage: Eukaryota; Fungi; Basidiomycota; Microbotryomycetes; Sporidiobolales; Sporidiobolaceae.